AUGAAUUAUAUUUUAAUUUUUUUGCUGAUAGGCUAUGCCUCUUGUUAAUGUUAAGAAGGAUAUAUAUGGACAAAUACAGGAUGUAGAUGUAAUAUAGUAUUUUAAAUUAAGUAUGUCAAAACUUUUGUAGUUCAUGUACAAAUGGCUUAUGUGACUAAUGUCCUCCUUCUUAUUAUGGUGAUUCAACUCAUUGUUAUAGUAAUCAUUAAAAUAAACUAGGUUGUUAUAUUGGAUGCACUUAAUGUACAGAUUAUUAAGUUUGUACAUCAUGUCAAUCCCCAUACUACUUCCUUGUUCAGAAUUUAUGUUAACGAUGUACUUCUCCAUGUGAAACAUGUGAUGACUAAGGUGCUUGUUUAACUUGUAUAUCUGGAUACAUGGUAGUGGGCAAUGAUUGUUAAAAAUGUUAAAGUCCAUGUUCAUAAUGUUCUGGAGAAUUAUAUAAAUGCACUUCAUGUAAACAAAGUCCUCCUUAACAUUACUAUCUCAGUGGUCAAAAUUGUAUAUUAUGUGAAUUUCCAUGUGUGAGUUGUAUCUCCAAAAAUAUAUGUACUUCUUGUAAUUAAGGAUACUAUUUGAAUAUAAGUCAAUACUGUAUUAAAUGUACUGAGCCUUGUUUGGAUUGCAAUGGUCCAACAAAUUGUUUAAGCUGCAUUAACUAAGAAUAUUAUAUCGACCUUGGCGAUAAUUAAUGUUAAAUUUGUAGUAAUUUCGAUUCCAAUUGUUUAACAUGUUAAGCUUACAACUAAUGUAGUUCAUGUAAACCAGGAUACUAUGUUUAAGACGAUUUUAUAGGUUCAUAAUUUAUUUCUACUUGUAACAAAUGUUCUUCUUAAUGUCUCACUUGUUCUAAUGAUUCAAAUGAAUGUGUAAGUUGUAAUAAUAUUUAUUAACCUCCAACUUGUAAAUAAAUUUGCAAUUCAUCACAAUUUUAAGAUGGUUUAUUAUGUUACUCAUGUGCAAGUUAAUGUUAAACCUGUAGUUUAAAAUCUAUUUAAUGUUUAAGUUGUUCUAUUAAUAGAAUAAGUCCUCCAUUAUGUCCAUGUAAGGAAACCUAUUUUGAUUUAAAUGGAGACUGUACACCUUGUAUUUCAAAUUGCAAAUAUUGUUUUAAUGCAAUCUCUUGUAUAAAAUGUUAAGAUGGAUUAUAUUUAUAAGAAGGUAUUUGUGUUUAAUAAUGUGAUUAACUUUAUUAUAUAAAUAGAGAUUCUAAUUGCAUAUAUUGUAAUAUAAAUAAUUGUAUUGAAUGUAAUAUUAAUGGAAUUUGUGAUUAAUGUUAACAAAAUUAUCUUUUAUAUAAAAAUUAAUGUUAUUCUUAAUAGUGUAAUUAAGGAUAAUAUACUAUUGACAAUGAAAAUUGUUUAAAUUGUGAUAUUAAUUGUUAUAAUUGUUUAAAUUAGGCAGAUAAUUGUGUUGAAUGUUAUAAUGAUUAAUAUCUUUUAGAGAUUGACUAAAUAAAUAAUUGUGUUGUGGAAUGUCCAUUAAAUUAUUAUAUACAUAAUAAUUAAUGCUUAAAAUGUAACUCUAAUUGUUAAUAAUGUUCAUAAGAAAAUGUAUGUACAUCUUGUAUAGUUGGAUAAUACUUACUAAAUAAUAUUUGUUAUUAGAAUUGUCCCAUUUAUUAUUAUGGAAUAGAUCAAUAAUGUUUAUAAUGUCCAAAUAAUUGUGAAACAUGUUAUGAUAAAUAUUGCUAUAAUUGUUAAAAUGGAUAUUUAUUCUAUUAAAAUUCUUGUUUAGAAUAUUGUCCAGAAGGUUAUUAUGGAGAUAGUAAUUAAAAAUGCUAGAGUUGUUAAAAUAUAUGUAAAGCAUGUGUAAAUGAUUAUGAAUGUAUUUCUUGUAGUGCACCUUUAUACUUUGAAAAUAAUACUUGUAUAGGAAAUUGUCCAAUUAGUUAUUAUAGAGAUCUUGUAGAUAACAGAUGUAAAUAAUGUAUAGAUGGAUGUGAAAUAUGUGAGAAUGAAACAUUUUGUUAUAAAUGUUUACCAAAUUAUGCUUCAUUUAAAAAAAGAUGUGUAAUUGAAUGUGAUAUUGGAUAUUAUGUAGAAGAUUAAUAUUGUAGAUAAUGUGAUUUUGAUUGUUACACUUGUUAUGGACCAACAAAGUUUGAUUGUAUUGUUUGUAAAUAUGGAUUGAAAUUGUAUAAAUCAAUGUGUAUAGAAGAUUGUCCUAAAAAUACAAUAUUAAAAAAUGGAUAAUGUAUAGAAUGUCAUGAAACAUGUGAUACUUGUUUUGAUAGAGGCAACUAAAAUUGUUUAACAUGUAAAUUAGACUAUAUUUUACUUAAUAAUGGUUGUUAUGCAUAUUGUCCAUCAUAAUAUUAUAAAAAUAAGGGAUAAUGUUUGAAAUGUUAAGAUAAUUGUGAUAUAUGUAUUAACAAUUUAUCAUGUAUUCGUUGUUUAAAUAAUUAUUAUUACAAUAGAGGUAAUUGUUUAUCUGUAUGUCCUAAUGGUUAUUAUGGAUAUGAUGGUGUUUGUGAGAAAUGUCAUUUUUCAUGUGCAACAUGUAAUGGAGCAUUACAAACUAAUUGUGUUACAUGUACUUAACCUUUAGUUUAGUAAAAUAAUGAAUGUUUACCAGGAUGUUUAAAUAGAUAUUAUAAGAAUUUAUCAAAUAUAUGUUAAUCAUGUAAAGAGACAUGUGCAAUUUGUACAAAUAAUGAUAAUUGUUCAGAAUGCAUUUAUAAUUACUAUUUACAUCCCUUAACAAAAGAUUGUGUUUUAAUAUGUGAUAAUGGUUAUAUGCAUAAUUAUAUUCAAAGAAAAUGUUAAAUAUGUGCUACAGGUUGUUAAUCAUGUUUUGGAUAAUCAAUUAAUCAAUGUUUAUCAUGUUUUCCUAAUUAUUUCUAUUAUAAAAAUUAAUGUUGGUAUUCUUAAUGUCCAAUAUCAACCUAUGAUGAAUAAGGAAUUUGUAUAUAAUGUGAUUAAUAUUGUAUGACUUGUGAUACAUAAUAAUCAUGUCUUAGUUGUUUAAAUGGUUAUUUUUAUUAUAAUUAGAAAUGCUAUUAAACAUGUCCAGAUGGAUAUUUUGGAGAUUCUAUUAAUAAAUAAUGUAGUUAAUGCAAAUAAAAUUGUAGAAUUUGUUAAGAUGCUGAUAAUUGUUCUUAUUGUUAUAAUCAUUAUACUAAUAAUGGAUAAUAGGAUUAUUUUUUGUUAGAUAAUUAAUGUGUUGCUAUUUGUCCUAUUAAUUAUAAUUACUUUUUAUUUGAAUGUACAUAAAAUAUUACUCCAAUAUAAAUAAUAUAAAAUGUAGCUGAAUAUUGUUAUGAUGAUCCAAACACUUAUUUGGAUAUCAAUUAAAAUUUAUGUAUAAAAUGUGAAUAAUCAUGUUAAACUUGUUUUGGUCCUUAUAGAACUUAAUGUAGAGAUUGCGUUAAUUUAAUUGCAAAUCGUAUGUGUGUAGAUUAAUGUGGACAAUAAACUUAUUAAAGUGGCAACGAGUGUAUACCUUGUCAUCUUAGUUGUAAAUAUUGUGUAUCCAAUAAUCGAAUUGAUAAUUGUACUCAUUGUCAUCUUGGAGCAUAUCUUUAAUUAUAAGAAAAUUAAUUAUAUGGUAGAUGUGUAAAUAUUUGUGAUGUUGGCUAUUAUUAAGAUUAUGAUAAUAAAAUCAAUGGUUAAAUAAUUUGUAAAUAAUGUUCAUCAAAUUGUUUAACAUGUAUAUAUUUUCUUUAAUGCACAUCUUGUGUUGAACCAAAAGUAUUAAGAAAUGGAAAUUGUGUAAAUAGUUGCAAUUCAAAUGAAUUCGUAUCUAAAAUAGAUAAUAAAUGCUAUUAAUGUAAAGCAGGAUGUUCAACUUGUAUAGAUUCUUUAUCUUGUACAUUACCAUUUAUUGGUUAUUCAUAAACAUUAUAUUUAUAAAAUAAUUAAGUUUAUGCUAGUUGUGGAGAAGGAUAUUAUACUUCAGGAUUAUUAUGUUUAGAAUGUUUAGAUGGUUGUAGAAUUUGUAGUGAUAGUAAUUCAUGUUCUAAGUGCAAUAGUUCAUUCAUUUUAUUUAAUUCUAAUUGUAUUCCUUAAUGUACUGGAAAAAGCUACUUUGAUAAUGGUUAAUGUUCACCAUGUCAUAUUAAUUGUUCAUUUUGUUAUAAUGGUGAUGAAAAUUCUUGUAUUUCAUGUGAAACUGGAUUAAAAUAUAUUGUAAUUUAUGAUAAUGUAGAUAGCACUUAUAAAAGUUAUUGUUAAGAUACUUGUCCUUAAAAUUAUACUUAUGAUAUUUAAUAAAGGAUAUGUCUAUCUAAUUCUUGUCAUAAUUCAUGUCUAACAUGUGUUGGAGAUUAAUAUAAUUAAUGUGUUACAUGUUCUAAUAAUUAGAUAUUAAGUCUUAUGACAUCUAAAUAUGGAAUAUGUUAAAGUACAUGUUCUGUUGGAAUGUAUAAUGAUAAUGGAAUCUGUUUAAAUUGCAAUGACUUUUGUUAAGAAUGUACAAGUUAUUCUUCUUGCACUAUUUGUAAAUCAAAUUUUUAUCAUUUAAAUUAAUAAUUAUGUGUUAUUUAAUGUCCUUUAGGAUAUUAUUAAAAUAUAGAUACUUAUAAAUGUGAUUAAUGUGAUUCUAAUUGCUAUGAAUGCAUCUAUCCUAAUAUAUGUAUUAACUAUAUUUAAAAUUGUGCAACCAAUUAAUUCCUUUAUUAAAAUACUUGUAUAAAUUGUCAUUGGACAUGUUUAACUUGUGAUGGACCUACUGAAUAUGAUUGUACAAGUUGUGGAUAUAUAAAUCCAGAAUAUAGAUAUAGUUACUAUAAAUAAUGUUUACUAUCAUGUCCGAAGAGUGAUGAUGCUUAUAAAUGUUAAUUAUGUCCUGAAAAUUGUGAAAUGUGUAAUUCAAAUUAGGAAUGUAUUUCAUGUUUUAUUGGAUAUUACUUAUUAUUUAAUACUUGUGUUACAAGUUGCGAACAACGUUAUUAUGCUAAUUAAUAAUAUUAAAUAUGUGAACCAUGUUUUACUGGUUGUUUAGAAUGUGUUGGACCUAGUCAUUAAUAAUGUGUACUUUGUGAACCUAAUUAUUUACUUUCAGAUAAUUAAUGUUUACCAUAUUGUCCAUAUAAAUAUUAUUAUAAUUUCCUUUCAACAAAAUGUGAAUACUGUGAUGAUUUUAUUUAUAAAAACUCAUGUGUAAUUGAAUGUCCAUUACAAUACAAUCCUAUUAAUAAUGUAUGUGUAUAAUGUACAAAUGAUUGUACUAGUUGUUAAAAUGGUUUGUAUAUGUAUUAAAAUACUUGUAUAUCAAAUUGUAUCAUUGGCACAUAUAAUGUGAAUGGUGUUUGCAAUUUAUGUGAUAUUUAAUGUUAUUCAUGUUAAUCUUAAUCAGAUAAUUGUUAAUAGUGUUCUAGUGUGACUCGUUAUAAUGCACCUUUUUGUGAAUGUUAAAUAGGAUAUCAAUAAGACUCACCUAAUAAGGAUUGUAUCAAAUGUGCUAAUUAAUGUCACUCUUGUAUAAAUACUUUUAACAAUUGUAUACAAUGUAAAUCAGACAGAAUAUCUAAUCCACCAGCAUGUACCUGUCCAUAUGGUAAAUAUGAUAAUGGUGUAAAUUGUGUUCCUUGUAGACAUGAAUGUGAUGAUUGUUUAUCAAAUACAUUAUGUUUAUACUGUAAAGGAGAUAGAGUUGGUAAUAAUUGUUUAUGUAGAUUGGGAUAUUAUGAUGAUAAUUCUAGUUUAUAUUGUUAGAAAUGUGAUCAUUCAUGUACUACAUGUACAAAAUAUGGUUGUUUAGAAUGUUUAGGAAAUAGAAUAUUAAAUAAUAAUAAUUAAUGUUUAUGUUAAUAAGGCUUUUAUGAAGAUGGAGAAUCAAUUAAUUGUCUUAAAUGUCAUUUUAAAUGUUAAACUUGUGAUAUCAAUUAAUAUAAUUGUCUAAUUUGUAAAGGUGAUAGAAAAUAAACUCCAUAUUGUUAAUGUUUAGAUGGCUAUUAUGAUGAUGAGGUUAAUAUUGAUUGUUAAUCUUGUCCUAAAGAAUGUUACACAUGCAAUAAGGCAAGUUGUUUAAAUUGUAAGGCAAAUAGAUUUGGCUCUAUUUGUGAUUGUCCUCCAGGAGGUAUUGAUAGAUAAGAUGUUGGAUAUAUGCAUUGUGAAACAUGUGAAUUAGGAUUACCAAUAAUUUAAAUGUAACCUGAUUUAACUACCUUAAUUAUUAAAUUUGGAAAAUAAGUCACUUUCAAUUUUGAUCUAGGAUGCUCUUAAAUUAUAGAUGUAUCUCUUCUUGGUGUCAAUCCUAAAUGUAGUUUAAAUCAAUUAUCAUAAAUCGUUAUUCAAUUAGGUAUAAAUAAUUCUAUUGAAAUUGGAAACCUUAUCCAAUUAUUUACUAAUAUUAAAGGAAUUGAUUGUGAUCUUCCAUAUACAUCAAUAUUCUCAACAAAUAUCUUACCUCCUUACAUAAUCAAUGAUAGUGAUGUUAUGAUAUUUGGACCUACACAAGUUUCUACUUGUGAAGUUACUGAAUUCAAAGUUUCUUAAUACUUUUUUGAUGGCCAUAAUGGUUUUAAAAUGGUAUCAUGGAAUUUGGAAUCAUUUUCACCUUAUAAUUAACUUACUGAAUAAUAAAUCUUUGGUAUAUUAUAUGAAGUCAAUCUCUACAAAUCUACUGUAGUUACUAUCCCUCCAAAUAUUUUACAAUAAAACACAAUCUAUAAAUUUAAAUAUUAGUUUAUUAAUUAUUUAGGCUAGAAUCAAAUCAAAUAUUAUCAAGUUUAAUGUUUACCUCUUAAUUUACCAAUUAUUUCAAUUUAAUAUGAAAAUCAAUAACCAUAAGUUUACUAUAUCAAUAAUAGAAUUAUCAUAAAAGCAACAAUUCAAUAACAAUCAAGUUGUGAUUCACCAAUUCUUAAUAAUGUAAAUGCAUUUUACAAAAUAUAAGCCUAUUAUUAAAACAAUUUAAUUAUUUUAGAUAAACAAUUUAAUUUCAAACAUUCUUCUUAAAAAUAUGUAGAAAUAUUUAUUGAACCCUACACAUUCACUUAAUCAGGAUAUUAUUAAGUUUUCUUAAUGGCUACAUUUGAUUAAUUAAAUAUAAAGUCGAAAUCUAUGACUUUCAAAAUGCUUAUGCCUGGAAUUUAUGCUAAAAUUUAUGGAGGAAAUUAAAUACAUAGUUUUGGUCAGUCUUUUAAUAUCACUGCUAUUGUAAAAGAUUUAAAUGUUAAAGAAUUAUAAACUAAAGAUAUUGAAUACUCAUGGACAUGCAUUAAUGUAGCAUUACAAAGACCUUGUGAAACUGUUGAUAAAUAACCAUUUACUAUAAAAAAUCAAUAAAUUGUUAAAAUCCCUAGUAGAACACUUGCUCCCUUUAAUUCUUAUUAAUUUGUAAUGAAAGCACAAAAAAAGAAUCUCAUUUAAGUUACUUCUAGUAUAAUGACAAUAGUAGAUGUUGAAAUAUCAACUUUCUCUAUGGAUACUCCAAAUAUUGCAUUAAAUAUUCCAAUACUUUUUAAUCAAGAAUUGUUAUUUGAAGUGUCUUCUUUGUAACUUACUAAUCUACAUGGCUGCAUUAUUUAUGAUUUUUAACAACUAUCAGCUUUUUCAAUUCCAUAUAAUACUUUUGCAAUUACCCUUUAAAAUCUUUUAAAAUAAAGAUAUGAUCAAAUUAAACUAUAAAUUUUUAGUACUGAUUCAAUAUAUUUUAAUCCACUAUUAACUAGUGUUGAAAUUACUACUAUUUAACCACCUUUAAAUUGUAAAUUAAAUGUAUCACCUAAAAAAGGAUUAUCUUUUGAUACAAUUUUCAAAUUAGAAAUUUAAAGUUGUGUUGAUUAAUAAAAUCCAAUCUAUUAUAAGUUUUUAUUUUAUUAUAAUUAAACCCAAUAUUUAUAAGAUAUUCUAAUGAAUUCUUAAAUGAAUGCAGAUCUUAUUAUUGAUUAUUAAGAAUUCAACAUUUAUUCCACUAUACUGCCUAAAUCAACUAAUUCACAUUCAAUAAUUAUAGCAAUCAUCAAAAAUUAAUUAGGAGCUUAAACUAAUUUGACAUCUACAGUUAUAAUAGGAGAUGAUUUGGCUGAAAUUAAUGAUAAAGUAAUACAAUUUGAAUCUGAAAUCAAUUCAAAUUAAGCAAAAGUAUUAUAAUAAAAUAAAAGAAUUCUUAAUGAUGAUAUUCUAAAUACUUUUACUACUUUAUACAAUUAAUCAAAAUAUUUAAAUGAAAUUUAACGUUUAUCCUUGUUGAAUAUACUAACAAUAGGAGUUGAACAAUAUACAACAUAAUCUAAUCAUCUUGAUGAUAUAAGAUCUAUUUUAUACUUUGAUUUGUAAUCUAAAUUAGAUUUACCACUUAUAAGUGAAACUACUAAAAUGUAAAUAAAAAAAUCAAUUAAUAGAAUAAUAAUAAAUAAUACUGUUUAUUUAUAAGAUUUUAGUUAAAUUUAAGUUUAUUUAACAAAUCUAAAUUAAAGUUUAUCUAAAAGUAUAAAUGAUGUUUUAUUUAUAAUUAAUUCUAUUUCUCAGAAUCAAGUUGGAUAUAGAGACUAUUAAUAAAAGGAACUUGAAAAAAUCAAUAUGAUUCAUCAAUUGUCUACAUUGGAUUAUUUACUCAAAUCAUAAUCUAAUUUUUACUAUGAUUAUUUUCAUGGAAAUAUUUCAUUAUUGAAUGAAACAAUGUAUAAAAGUAUUUCUAGUAAUUUUGAAUCAAUUUUAAAUUUAUUAUAAAUGCUAAAAUAUGGAUUAUUAUUGGUCUAAUAGGUUAAUGAUGAUCCUAUUACAUUUUCUGGAUCUUCUUUUACUUUAAUCUUUAAUAGAUUAACAACAGAAAAGAUGAAUGAAUAUUUAAGUGAAAUAGAAUUUGUAAAACUUGUUGAUAAACCAAUCGAUAAUAAUACUCAUUUUUCCUAAAGUUUAUUGUUAAAUUUCAGUUAUAUUCAUUACUUAGAGAAUCCAUUUGUCUUAGAUUCUUCAUAUCCUAAUAAUACUCAUUUUACAACUAUUUAAUCUAUAGAACCUACAUUACAAAAUGGAAGUUUAUUGAUUCCAACUUAACCAAUUACUACUAAAUAUAAUGUCACUAUACUUAGAUAGAAAAGACUACUUCAAUCAUAUUAAGAUAUAUAUCUUAUGGAUGAAUAACCAAAUUAUGUAGAUUUUGUAUGUACAAAUAAGUAUUUCACUUAAUGGGAAUCUAACUUUUGCAAAACAUCAAUAGAAAUAGACACAUAAUCUUCAUUAAUAAUAGCUUGUGAUUGCUAAUAUUUUGGUCCUACUACUAUCAGCAGUACUUUAGCUGAUAUAUUUGAAAUUGAUAAAUUUUCUAAAUCUUUUUCUUUAGAAGCUAUUGAAGCACUAAAUAAAUUUCCAUUUCAUCGUUCAGUAAUAUUCUAUUGUUUAGUAAUAUUUACUAUUUUAUUGAUAUUGUUUUUGCCUUAUGGAAUAAAAAGGGAUUAAAUAGAUAAGGAAAGAGCUAUGCCAUAACAUAUGAUUGAAUCUGAAUAUAUACGCAAGUUAUUUGAAGACAGGUAGAAGGAAUUGUAAAAGGAGAUGGAAAAAAUUAAAGAAGAAAGAAAUAAGGAAUGGAAAGAAUUUUAUGAAAAAUAAAAUUUAAUUGAAAUUGUAACUGAUGAUAAAGAAUAAAAAUAAUAAUCUUUAGAUAAGGAUGAAUAAAUAUAGGAAGUUUUUAUUUCUCCAGAUAUAGACCCAGAUGAAAUGAUAGAUUAAUAAUAAUAAGAUUAAAGUGAUAAUAGUAAUAAUUUCAAUUUAGAUAUGAGUCAUGAUAGUGAUGAAGAGUUUUAAUUUGAAGAAUAUCCUCCAAUCAAUAUUUCCAAAAAAAAAAAUAAAAUGUAAGCUCCUUCACCUUAUGCUAAAUUCUUUUAACUAAAAAAUCCAUAUUCAUUAAAUAAUACAAUUGUAAAUAGAUUAUAUUUACAUAGUUCAUCAUAUGAAGAGAGUCUGUAAAAUUAACAAUAACAUUAAAAUUAAAAAAAUCUUAUUCAUGAAAGACAUAGUUCAAGAAUUUAAUCAGAUUAAUUUUCAGUUAGAAAUUCUGAAAAUAUCUAAUAAAUAAUACUAAAAAAGAUUUCUUCUAAUUAAUCUAAAAAUUAUAAUAAUUCUCUUAAUAGCUAAGCCAAAUUAAAUGAUUAUCCUCCUUUAUCUCCAAAUUCAUCUAGUCCUAUUGGAGCAAUUUAUGAUUCUAAAUAAAUUAUAUAACCAAAUUAAUUAGGUUAAUCUGGAUCAUAAUAUGAAUCUCAUGUUAAUAGCAAUAGUACUAAAGUUGCUAAAACUUAGAUACCUUUUAGAAAAUCUUAAGAACAUAUAUUAUUUUUAGACCAUGAAUUUUAUGAGGAGGAUAAUCUAUCAAUUGAAGAAAAAGAAAAAAUCAUUUAAAUUUGGUAUUUAGAAAAAAAAAGAAAUAAAUUAUUAGAAGAAGGAUUUAAAUUAAGAUUUACAUUAAAAAAUCUAUUUUUGUUCAUAAGUUUGUUUCAAUCUGUUUUAAGUAUUAUUGCAAUUUUUGAUAAAAAAUUACCUAGACCUAUUAGAUGUUGUUUAAUUUACAUGACCCUCUUAACUACAUGCUAUAUAAAUAUAUUCUUUUAAGUAGAAUUAAAUCCUGCAGCAACAAUUGCUUAUAGCAUUCUUUCAUCUAUUUUAUCAAUGAUAGAAUUGAUUAUCCUCACAGUUUUAAUGCCUCAUUAAUAUAUAUUAAUAAGAAUUAUUGGUUGGCUUAGCUUCUUAGUAUUAACAGGAUUGUUUAGCUAUUUAAUAAUUGCAUCUAUGGCAUUUGAAGCUUAAGAUUCUGGUGGUGAUGUAUCAAGAUCUAAUUAAUGGGGAAUCAAUUUUAUUAUUAGCUUCAUUACAAUGAAUUUUUUUACAGACCCUUUAUAAUUGAUGGUAUGUUUCAAAAUUAUUUAAUGGAGUUUCAAUAAUGCUUCACCUCAUUUACAAUAAAUAUUUAUUUUGUUAUGUAUGAAUAAGCAUUUUAAUAUUUACUUUGAUUUCAUCGAUUAUUGA
Molecule: messenger RNA, 10907 nt
Organism: Paramecium primaurelia
Lineage: Eukaryota; Ciliophora; Oligohymenophorea; Peniculida; Parameciidae
Source: the annotation of a GenBank genome assembly